Molecule: messenger RNA, 1521 nt
Organism: Protopterus annectens (West African lungfish)
Lineage: Eukaryota; Metazoa; Chordata; Ceratodontiformes; Protopteridae
Product: C-type lectin domain family 4 member E-like
Exons: 6
Coding region: 96-788 (230 amino acids)
Source: RefSeq, a predicted model, not a curated record
AGUAAUGCAGAGUAAGGAAACAGCACAAUUCUUGCUUUGACAGUUCUUGAACAUUUGACCAUUUUUAUUAACAACUAAGUAUAAAGAAAACAGACAUGACAUACGAUGGGCUUCACCUUCCAUCUCAGGACAUUUAUACCACAAUUGAGCAACAUCAGACAGACACUGAAAGGGAACAAGGGACUCCAGGUCUGAAUAGAGUACAAGGCGAUAAAGAGAAGUCUGGCAAAGGAUGCACAAAACUGCUAAUUAUUUGGAUUGCAACAGUCAUCACCCUACUGGUAGUAAUUUUAAUUUUGAGUAUUUUGUAUGCCCAGAGCAUCCAGAGCAAUGGGAUAAUAGUAAUGAUGCCAAGAGGAGGAAGUUGUUUCUUAACAUGUCCUGAUGACUGGCUAAAGUUCAACCAGUCCUGCUACUUCUUUUCAAAUGAUCGCUUCACCUGGAAUAUUAGCAAAAGGUGCUGCAAGACUAAGAAAGCUGACCUGGUGGUGAUUAACAGUAAAGAAGAGCAGGACUUCUUAAGCAGUCACUAUAAGGCCAUAUCCUGGAUUGGUCUUACUGAUAUUGAGAAGGAGAAUGUAUGGAAAUGGGUUGAUGGCACAGAGUACAACAAAGCAACCAGCUUUUGGUGUAAGGGAGAACCCAAAAAUGUGAAAAAGUUUAACAGUCAAGGUGAGAACUGUGCUGCUCUGACAAAAAAUGUAUGUCCCCUAGGCUGGAGUGAUGAUAAUUGUGAUACAUCCUACAACAGAAUUUGUGAAAAAUAUCUCUGUUCAAUGCUUAUGUAAUUCUGACAAGCAGGAAAUGUUGGAAAGUGUGCAUGCUGGUGAGAUAUUUGGCAGCAGUUUCCAAUUUAUACAGCGGCACUGACAACAUUAAAACCAAUUAAACGUAUUAUCACAAAUAACUAGUGUUUGGCUUGUAAUGUAAUUUUAUUCAGUCCUGCACAUACUAUCGAUCUGUAACCAGUACCAUGCUUUGCACACAGUAUGUUGUCAUUUUUUUUUUCUUUUUUACUGACAUUAUCCUGGUUGUAUUUCUUCUACAUUUUCCCAGAAUUGUUAGGGAGAAUAGGACAUACAAUACUUUUGUCUUAACUCUAUUGCUGAUUUUUUCUUUGACUUUCAAACCAAUAAAAUAGUUGUAAAGGAUUUUAUUUAACAAACUAUUACAAGCUGUUUUAUUUAACAAACACUGAAAAAAGUUUAAAUAAAGCUGAUCUUUUGGACUCUUUCUAUAACACAAAUCAUGUCAGAAGUAUACAUUUGUUUUGCCAACAGUCCUGUUUCUACAUAGAAAUUUAUAAAAUUACAUGAAAAAAAAUGAUAACAUUAAAAAUGGUAAGUGUCUACAAAUAAAAAACAGAAUUUCUAGAACAACUAGAAAGACAUAUGAUCAUCAUUUGUGGGUCAAUCUGAAAAACUUGUUGAAGAAGUAUUAACUUUUAUAAUGAGUUCAUUUAAUUUAUCCCUCUCUUAUCUGUGAUGUAUGAUAUAAACAGAAGAUAACAGUAUAUUUCAA